AUGAGUUGGGUGACCCGAUCUUACAAUCCUCCUGAGCGCACCCGAAAUGACUAUACCGUGGCUUGUAUAUGCCCCAUGGGCGUCGAGCUCGCCCCAGUUGAGGCUUUGCUCGACGAGGUGUACCAACUUCCUCCCCUCGGAGUGGACCCUCUUCGCCCGCGCCUGAGGCGAUCCGACCAGCCAGCCUACACUGUGGGGCGCAUUGGAGCCUAUAGAAUUGUCGUGGCCGCUAUGCCACGAAUUGGAAAUAAUAUCGCCGCAGCUGUGACAACCCAGCUGCAUUCCGAUUUCCCCUUCGUGGAGUUUUGCUUCCUUGUCGGUGUUGGUGGGGGAAUUCCUGCUGAUGCUGACGACCACGAUAUUCGGCUAGGAGAUGUUGUGGUCAGCCAGCCUUCAGGAGUGUCCGGUGGUGUCAUACAAUACGACCUUGGGAAGAGAACAUCAUACGGUUGUUUUGAGCGUACAGGAAUGUCAGCCCGCCCUCCGGCCAUCCUAAGCGCAAAUGUUGAACGAUUGAAAUCCCUACAUCGACGAGAAGGAAGCCGGAUCCCACAAUUCCUUGCGCAGAUGCUAGAGAAGUUCCCCAACAUGACGAAAGACUAUACUCGUCCGGCUGUAAUUCAAGACCAACUCUUCAAUACUUCAUAUCACCAUCAGGGUGGCCUGACCUGCCAAAAUUGCGACCCUUCACAACUCGUCGCGCGAAGCAAGCGCACUUCUCACGAUCCUCAGAUUCACUAUGGAAACAUCGGUUCCGGAAAUACUGUCAUCAGAGACAGUUAUACCCGUGAUGCCCUGAAACGAGAUCUAAACAUAAUUUGUGUCGACAUGGAAGCAGCCGGAUUAAUGGAUGCCUUUCCCGGUCUUGUCAUCUGA
Molecule: messenger RNA, 876 nt
Organism: Exophiala aquamarina CBS 119918
Lineage: Eukaryota; Fungi; Ascomycota; Eurotiomycetes; Chaetothyriales; Herpotrichiellaceae
Exons: 1
Coding region: 1-876 (291 amino acids)
Biological process (GO): nucleoside metabolic process
Molecular function (GO): catalytic activity
Source: RefSeq, a predicted model, not a curated record